Molecule: messenger RNA, 3747 nt
Organism: Opisthorchis viverrini
Lineage: Eukaryota; Metazoa; Platyhelminthes; Trematoda; Opisthorchiida; Opisthorchiidae
Exons: 13
Coding region: 100-3072 (990 amino acids)
Source: RefSeq, a predicted model, not a curated record
GAAACACCCGUAAAAGUGCAUAUCUAAGUUGCCCAUACUCGACCAGUUGUGUUAAACUAAGCGGUACUACACUGCGCGGUUUCUCGUAAAUUCGAUACUAUGGCAACGCAGGACUUUGGAGGUGUGGUCAAUUAUCAAACCUAUACACCGCAGCCCAUGUCGACCUCGACAAAAGUGCUCACUCUUUCGCAUCCACAGUCACCAGCACCCUCACCUGGUCAGCAGAAUUACUACGCACAGCCAGCUGGGCAACAACAAUACGCAAGCCCGUUUCAACCAGUUUCACCCCAAUCCUAUCAAACAGUACCGCGUUUUCAACCGGGUCAACCUCAAGUGUUCACCGUGGGGUCGAACCAAGGACAACAGCCACAACAGAACUACCGAGUGAUUACGUCACCCGGGCAGCAAGCCACACAACCAAAUGCGAUUUAUUUUGGUCAGCCGCAGCAACAACAAAUUCCCCAGUACGCAUCGUAUCAAUCGCCACAACAGCCGCAAUCGUAUCAACCUGUGCAACCACUACAAACCUGGCAACCGGCCGCACAGCAACAACUGUACCAGUCACCGCAACCAGCUGGUCAGGUUAUGUUCGCACAGCCUGCUGCACGGCCUGCGCAACAGACAAACGCGCCACCAUCGGCCGUCUCCUACCAAACUCAGACAUCCAUUCGGGACGGCCAGCAUGGUAGCUCUGUGACGAUGUACCCGACAGCCAAUCAGCAACCCGUAACAGGUCAACCAAUCAGCAUGCAGUCUAGUCAACAGCACCAGCAGUGGGCUGCCCCAGCACAAUCUGCACCUGCGCAAGUCUAUCCACCUCAGCAACAUCAACAACCUCGGGUAUAUAGUGCCGUACCGGCGGGACAAACUCAGCCUCCGCCCCCACAACAGACACAGUUUGGACAACAGCCUUCACGAGCUCAGCAGGUGAGCAGUGUGCAACUGCAACAAACUCCAGGUGGUUAUCAAGCCCAGCAACAAUAUCAACAGCCUAGCAACCAGUUUGUGCCGCAGUCUGACCAGGUUACCGUAAGUCCACAACAACAGCAACAGGCCUACCAAGCACGUCCUCCGGCAUCACCAGGACAGUUCGGUUCACAACAGCUUCACAAGAGAACACCGUCUGUUGGAGGUCCAACAAGAAAUAUCAAGGUUAAAUCUUUGCCAAUGAGAAAUUCGGCCAGUAUUGACGGUCUUGACUCGACCGGACCUCCACAGUUCGUCCAACAUCCGGUCGGACAGAUUAACGUGAGCGAGGGGGAACAGACCAAUGUGACUGCUCGUGUGCGACCCGCCGGGGACAGCAGUCUGCGUGUAGAGUGGUACAAGAAUGGAAAGCCACUGUCCGCAUCCUCUCGUUUCAACACUAUUUUCGAUCGCGGCUACGCUGUUUUGGAAUUCCUGUACACUAACGAGGAUGACACGGGUGAUUAUUCGUGUGUUGCCACCAACGACUCCGGUCAAGAUCAGUCAUCGAGUUGCCACAUCAAUGUUAUACCUGAGGAAAAUGUCAUCACCGACUCACAACUCCCUGACGAAUCGAUGAUUGCCAAUCUGGCUGCCAUGGAAAAUCAGAUGAUGCAGAAUGGCUUGGCUCGCGGAACACGAUAUCGAGACGAACCAAAGUCCACGCGCCUCCCACAGUUUGUCAAGCCCUUGAACCCACAAACGGGACUGCGUGAAUCAGCUCCGGCGCAUUUCGAGACCAUCAUCGAACCGGCAAACGACAGCAGUUUGGAAGUCGAGUGGUACAAGGAUGGGAAGCCAGUUAGUAUGGGCUGUCGUUUCAACGCCAUUCUGGAUCGUGGAUUUGCCGUACUGGACAUAUUGUACUGUUACCCGGAGGAUAACGGAGCCUACUGGUGUAUGGCAAAGAAUUCUCUGGGACAGGUUCAGAGCAAUGUGGUUGAACUUCAAUGUAGCCCCGAGGCCAGUAUUGUGACAAACUCUGUGCUUUCAAAGGAGUCUGUCUCGUAUCUGCAAAGUCUGGAUAACUGGGGAAGCGAACAGAUGUCUGGAUACGACCGACCGCCAAUCGAGGAUGAAGAACCUCCAUCUGCUCCGUCGUUCGACAUCCUUCCAGUUGCUCUCACAGUUACCGAAGGCAAUCCGGCGCGGUUCUUGGUCAAGGCUGGAGGAUUCCCUCGGCCAAGGGUCCAGUGGUACUUGGACGGCGAACUGUUGGCAUCGACAGGUGGUGGUGGAAACUGGCGAGUUUACCAAGACGGGGGCAUCAGUCAUUUGGAAUUUCAUCGUGUCGGUUCACCGUGUACCCAAAAGGUUCUUGCUGUCGCUCGGAACAAUUUGGGUGAGGCCUCCGCGGAGACGGUGUUGGUGAUUGAACCACAGAUCGAUUUCCGUCCAGAUCUUCGUCAUGUUGAGCCAGAAAAUCCUUUCAAAAAAUUAGCUCAACUAAAGAAAGUGGAACGCACCAGUGAGUUGAACUCGGCUUUCAAUCGACCCCGACCUCAGGCGCUGGAUCUACGCCGUAUCGAAAGACAGGCUGAGUACAAUGCUCGCGCAGCGGCCGAGAACGAGGCUUUAGAAGCGGAGAACUUGUACGCACGUGUUCAGUCGCAAUUACGAACGAGCCGACGAUCCAGUCAACCACCGCCAACACCUCCACCGACUCGACAGGCCCCAGCAACAAAUGCGCCGCCACCGCAACAACAUCAGCGUGCGCUGGCACCGGAGCCUCAACCGAAAAAGCAAACAUAUCAGCCUCCACCGAUGCAACAACCCCAACACCAAGUCCAGAUGCAGCCGCCGCCGGCGCCGCAGGCCCCACAGAUUCCAAAACCUCAAGUAGUACCUCCACCGCCACCACCACCAGCACCUGUGCAAGCGGUGCCUCAGUCACCUCCAGCACCGCCCCAGAAGAUAAUCCAGCAAAACCCGAUGCCCCCACCACCACCAAUGCAUGAGGCACCGAUGUCUCCAGCUUCCCCUCCUCCACCCCCACCCCCACUCAUGAGUGGCGGAAUGACAAAUGCGGCAAUGAGCCCAGGCUACGAAGCCAAGACCGAGCUAAUGCAUGACGAGAUCAGCGCGGAUUUCACCAUUGAGCUUUGAGUGAAUGAAGCUCACAAAUGGACACUUUACCCCUCUCAAAUGCAUUUUAUCAGAGUCGCCCACAACGUACUACUCAACUUCUAUAACCUCGUUUACUCCCUCAACCAAACUGUUCUCACCCCCCGCCACACGAGCUAUUGGAUUUUCUGCUUAUCUUCUGUGUCUGUCAGUUAUCGUGUUUUCAAAGUUUUCUGUUUCGUUCAACUCACGGUUAGAAAAUUUUCCCGCUUCACCCCAUACACAUGACUUCAGUAUUUGAAGCGUGCUGACACAUUUCGGCCCGUCUGUGGUUACCGUUAUUUAUGAUUCUACUGUGGGACUAGAACCGUCUUUUUUGCUGCUUUCUCCUCUUUCGGAACUUAACUUGGCAAGGAUUCGUUACAUUCGCCACAACCUGGCUAUGUGGGGAAAGUGCGUCAAUGGAGGCCAAACAGAGGGUGGGAUUCACCCAUCCCUAAAAAGGACAUCAAAGAAUUCGAGCUUACUUUCAAACAUUAUCUACAUUAUCUCUACUCGCUUGCCCUACUCCCCGUAGAAUGAGCUACAACCCUUACCGUGCACAAACAGCCCUAUUUAGUUAGAUUCUGAUUUCAAGAGAAAAUCCACCUACUGAUUUCGCAUCAGUAGUCAGUUAUCUAAAUUGGUUUCACAAAUAAAUUCCCAUCUGAGUCAACG